AACAGUCGAACCGGAAGACGGAAAUCGUGUUUUUAUUACAGCCCGGUAUUCACGUCUUGUAACCUGUACAAAGUGUUGUAACAUCAACGAAAACAAAGACGCCUAACCUGGCCUCAAAGAUGGCCUUGAAAGGUGGAGUGCCUUUCACCCUGUCCCUCUUCAUGUUUGUCUCCAUGCUGUCAUCUCAAUGUGACUGUCACCCUCACCCAGCCAGGGCUGUGUCCAAUCAUACUGAAAGGAAAGUCUCAGACAUAGUAGCAGAGGUAGCAGGCUAUGCUGAUGUGGCCAAGAAGAUUAUUGACCUGGCCGUGUUUGGAGCUGCCCAGAACCGCUCUUACAGGCGGCUAGCUGACUUCACCGACACCAUAGGGAACCGUGUCAGUGGCUCACACAAUCUGGAGUUGGCUAUCAAAUACAUGUACAAUACUAUAACAAAGGAUGGGUUGGACGUACAUCUAGAGCCUGUCAAAAUCCCACACUGGGUGAGAGGGAAGGAGAGUGCAGAAAUGAUUAUGCCCAGGGCCAAAAGUCUGGCCAUACUUGGAUUGGGUAGCAGUGUAGGGACACCACCUGAAGGCAUCGAGGCUGUAGUGUUGGUAGUUGAGUCUUUUGAGGAACUGAAGCGUAGAGCCAACGAGGCUGUAGGGAAGAUUGUGGUCUUUAACCAGCCAUUUGUCAGCUAUGGGGAAACUGUGGCUUACCGUGCUUACGGCGCCUCUGAGGCAGCCAAAGUGGGAGCUGUGGCCACACUCAUUCGAUCCAUUACACCAUUCUCUAUUAACAGUCCCCACACAGGUUGGCAGGACUACCAAGAUGGAGUGAAUCGCAUCCCUACAGCCUGUAUCACUGUGGAGGAUGCUGAGCUGAUGUGGCGUAUGGCACAGAGAGGGCAGAAGAUUGUGGUCAGACUCACAAUGGAAGCCAAGACGCUGCCGGAUGCCGACUCCUACAACACAGUGGUUGAGAUAACUGGCUGGCAACACCCUGAGCAGGUCGUCUUACUCAGCGGUCAUUUGGACAGUUGGGAUGUGGGCCAAGGCGCCAUGGAUGAUGGAGGUGGAGCCAUGAUUUCGUGGGAGGCCUUGUCGCUCAUCAGGGACUUAGGUUUGCGUCCAAGGAGGACACUGCGAACAGUGCUGUGGACAGCUGAAGAGCAGGGUGGAGUUGGAGCACAGCAGUACUAUAAUCUACACAAGAUAAACAUCUCUAAUUUUGACCUGGUCAUGGAGUCUGACUUGGGGACAUUUACCCCACUGGGUCUGCAGUUUACUGGAAAUGAUGCAGCACAAAAGGUGAUGGAAGAAGUGGUCAAACUGUUGGCUCCCAUUAAUACAACCAAACUGGAGGCACAUGGAGAAGGGACAGACAUCUCACCGUGGAUGCAGGCAGGAGUACCAGGUGCUAGCCUCCAUGUGGCAGACAGUCGAUACUUUUGGUUCCACCACAGUGAAGGUGAUACCAUGACCGUUCAGGACCCUCGAGAAAUGAACCUCUGCUCAGCAUUGUGGGCUGUGGUUGCCUAUGUCGUGGCAGACCUAGAGGACAUGCUGCCUAGGUAGCCAGUUAGCACAAAAAGAUGCAGAGCGUCCAUUGAACAUAAAGACAGAAUGAUCACUGUGAAAUGCAGCUGGAUUGAUAGUGCCAAAACAUACAAUGUUUUUUUUUUUUUUAGAAAUUGUACGUGACCUGUUCUUGGAUUCACAAAGAGAGGUUAAAAAAUAUUAAAAAAUAGAGGAUAAAAUAGUGACUCCUCUGUAUUAACUAACCACUGUAAGUUGCAUGAUAUUGGCACAUAAAACUGUUUUAAUUUAUUUAUAGUAAAUGAAAACAUGAGUAAUCACAAAUACAUAUUUUUCUUUAAAUAAAGACCCAAUAGAUUUACAUAAUGUAGCUCAGGACUGGGUCAUGAUUUCUUGAAUCUAAAGUAAGCUUAAGUUCACUCAGGACCAAAGAGGGCUGAACUGAUUCGGUUUAGUGAACGAGACAAGACCAAGAAAAUGAGAAUGUUCUUUCUCAGGGGCUGUACUUGUAGUCAGUAUAGUGUGUUGGUCUGUGUAGAAAUGAAAGAAAGUAUUAGAAAGUCUGAAGACUCACCUGUGAGAAAGAGAGAGUGCUUCUUGUAGUGUUGGCUUACAGUCAAACAAACUCAUAAAUGAGAGUGUCAAGAAAUUGUGGAGAUGUUCAAAUUCUCAGUGUUUGUGAC
Larimichthys crocea (large yellow croaker) is the source of this 2203-nucleotide messenger RNA. RefSeq names its product carboxypeptidase Q. Lineage: Eukaryota; Metazoa; Chordata; Actinopteri; Sciaenidae. The transcript has 11 exons. The coding region runs from base 120 to 1559 and encodes 479 amino acids. Gene Ontology annotation, molecular function: metallodipeptidase activity. Gene Ontology annotation, biological process: proteolysis; peptide catabolic process. The record is from RefSeq and is a predicted model, not a curated record.